AUGUCCAUUGACAACUUGAACCAGCUUGAUUUAGGCUUGGUCAAGCAGCCCCUGUAUAAGUUGAAAUUGUUCAACCUCAAAGGCUUCGAAAACCUAAUCAAGACACCUGAUUUUACAACAGCUCCAAAUCUUGAAGUUUUGAUUUUAAAAGGGUGUACCAGAUUAAAAGAUGUUCAUCCAUCUAUAGGAGUUCUUACGAGGCUUAAACUUUUGAACUUAAGAGGCUGCAAAAAUCUUAGGAGUCUUCCAACCAAAAUUGAAUGGGAAUCUCUUGAAACAUUAAAUCUGAAAGAUUGCAAAAACCUUGUGAGCCUCGCAAACAGCAAAGGCGGGUGUAAGGGUUUAAGAGCUCUUAAUAUUUCUGGUUGUUAUAAAGUUGAAAAUUUGCCAGAGAAUUUGAAGCAACUAGAGUUUUUGGAAGAGCUUGACUUAAGUGAAACAGCCAGGAGAAGACCACCAUCUUUCAUUUUUCAACUUAAAAAUCUUAAAGUUUUGUAUUUCAAUGGGCCCAAGGGAGCAUCAUCUAAGUUACGAAUGAAUCUACCUUCCUUAUUGAAGUUAAACCAAAGAGCAAUGAUAGAACCCAUGCCUCUGAUGUUACAUUCAUUGUCAGGUUUGAGUUCAUUAAGAGAGUUGAAACUUAGGGACUGCAAUCUUUGUGAUAUUCCUAAUGAUAUUUCUUCUCUAUCCUCUUUGACUUUUCUUGAUCUUAGUGGUAACAAUUUCAUCAGUGUAUCUUCGUCUAUUACUCGACUUUCCAAGAUUGGUAUUCUUCGAUUGGAUAAUUGCAAGGAGCUUAAAUCAUUGCCUGAGCUUCUAACAAAUAUAGGAAGUCUGUUGGUAUCUGGUUGUGAUUCGCUUGAAGCAAUUGCAAAUCCAUCAAAAGUAUGCAAUUCAGUGAAUUGGGCGGAUAUUAGAGGUAUUAACUGUUACAGAUUAGCUGAGACCAUGAAUGUAUUUGGAAAUUUAAGAAAAGUGUUUACUGUUAUUAUAUCUGGAGGUGAAAUUCCAGAAUGGUUCAACCAUCAGAGAGCAGGGUUUUCAAUCAAGAUACCACUGCCUCACAAUAUUUGGAAUGAUAGUCAAUGGAUGGGAGUAGCUUUGUGCUGCACUUUUGUAACUGCUAAUACUUCCAGGCAUGAGCAGCUUGUGUCUAAUGUUAUUUUCCAUCAUAAAAAUUGUGGACAAGAAUGUGUUCUUCUGGAUUGUGUUGGCUUUCCUUUUGGCAAAAGUUAUUACUCUAACCAACCCGUAACGAAGGACCACUUUUUUCUUCGUUAUUGUUCGCGUGCCAGCUUCGUAACGAAGGACCACUUUUCUCUUCAUUAUUGUUCGCGUGCCAUCUUACUAGAUCGAGAUUUCUUGAAGGGUGAAUCUGUUGAAAGUGAAAGCAAGAAUUUAUCAACAUUAGAUCCCUCAAAUCAGGAAUUCAAUGAGCUUGAGCUGUCGUAUAUGAAAUAUUUUUGUGAUCAUGUUCACUCAGUUAAGGUGAAAAAAUGUGGGGUCAGAUUAGUGUAUGAGCAAGAUUUGGAAGAUGUCCAAGAGCAGCACAACAAUCAAACUUGUGUAACAAUUGAAGAAAUGAAUGAAGACUCUGUUGCUGAGGGAUCAAUAGCUAAUAGUUCCUUGUAA
Gossypium arboreum is the source of this 1632-nucleotide messenger RNA. RefSeq names its product TMV resistance protein N-like. Lineage: Eukaryota; Viridiplantae; Streptophyta; Magnoliopsida; Malvales; Malvaceae. The transcript is spliced from 3 exons. Gene Ontology annotation, molecular function: protein binding. Bases 1 to 1632 code for a protein of 543 amino acids. The record is from RefSeq and is a predicted model, not a curated record.